This is a messenger RNA of Caenorhabditis angaria, 3765 nucleotides long. The record is from the annotation of a GenBank genome assembly. Lineage: Eukaryota; Metazoa; Nematoda; Chromadorea; Rhabditida; Rhabditidae.
AUGUCGUCUGAGUCAUCUUCGGAGUCAGUCGGUGAUGAGAGUUGCUCGAACGAGUGCUCAGCAAGUUUCACAUUUGACACAAAUAAUAACAGCAGAGAUAAUGUGAGUUUCGAACUAUAAACAUCUUACUUCUCGCGCGAUUUUUCUGCAAUCUGAGGGAAGAAAAGAUAAAAGAGCAUACCAACACUUGAAAAAUAAGAAUGUUCAAGAGGUGUUGGUGUUCAUUCAUUUUUUCAGAGUUUUAAAAGAUUGUGUGGUACUAAUGUUUUUAUAGGAUCUGGCAGAAGAAACUCAUAUGAAAUUGAGUAUUACACCGACGCGCGAAUCUUUUUCCUUGCAACAAUUGGAACGUCUUGUAACUAUUGGUGAGUUAAAAAAACGGGAGGGAUUUUGUUUCGGGUUGAUUUAUGAUAGAUGAUCAGCCCAGUCUCUUUUUUUGAUAUUGAGAUGAGAUGUGUUUUUAAUUUUCUAUUAGACAUUGAUAGUUAGUGUGAGAAUUCUGAUUUUUUCAAAAUAAUUAUCUGUAACUCACAUUCAGAAUUGUAUUGCAAAAAGUUUUUUCCAAUUCUUCUCAAGCUGUUCCUAGUUUUAAUUUCUCUAACGAUAAAUGCUUUGUACUGUAGUUUUCUCAUCUUAAAAAAUCAGAACCAGUUUUUUUCCGUCAAACCUCGUAAACGUUUUUUUUUGUUCAAAGGGUAAUAGUUCGACAUAUGCCGGAAAACUGUCGAUCGGCAUUUUUCCGCAAUGUUUACCCGUUUUGUGACGUGUAAAUCCUCUCAAUUCACACUCUGUUUCACAAGGAUAACCUUUUUUUGUUGCUUCAUCAAAAAAAGUCUCUUGGGUUUCAAAGUUCUGCAAGCUUGCACAAAUGAUCAUGAUAGUGAUCAUCAUCUGGUCAUUGGAAAGGAGAGAAAAAAGAUGAAACAUGUAUAUAUUACGUAUAUAUAUAAUCGUUGCUCUCAAAUAUCUUUCGUUUCCGGUGGUCCCGUAUACUUUUCUCAGAAUAUAAGAAUAUGGCUCAUUGAGUUUUCAGAACACUUGAACGAUUUUUUGAAGAAGGAGCACAAAAAACAACAGCAAAAAUUGUUGAUUCAAGAGCUGAAAAGACCAAAAAUUCAUCAAAUUAAUUUCUGCGCGCAUAGCAUUUUAAUUUCAUAUGACUCAAAAAACAAUUUUUAUAGAGGUUAUGAUGAAACUUCAUUUUUUUCGAAAAGAGACCAGAAAAAUGACUAAUAUUCUCACAUCAAUCAACAACUCGAACGACAACAAGCAUAAAAAAUUCCGCCAUCUUCUUUUUUGACCACUAUUACUUUCUUGUUUGGUUUUUUUACAAAUCUAUUUGUGCAUUCUAUGGUCGUCGUCCUAGCUUCCUUCUUCCAUUUUUUUCUUGCAUUACGACUUCAUCUCAUGGGAAAUGAGCCAAGAGCCAAAGAGUACCUCUUUCUUCUUUGCUUUUACUACUAUCAAAAAAAAUACUGGGAAAAGUAAAAAAAAAAGUUUGAAAAGAGACACAUUGUUCUAAUCAUGAAUUAUUUAUUCGUAUGUAUCUAUCAAAUGGGAAAUAAAAACUAAAAAAAGAGAGCAAGGCAAGACAAAAAAUUUGGUUUAUGACACCGAAUUUAUUGCUCGAUGUUCGAGGAAACAAAAUCAUAAAAAAAACUUUUGUUUUUCAGGAAAAGGAACAUUUGGUCGUGUAGAAUUGGCGCGUGAUAAAAUCAGUGGGGCACAUUAUGCAUUAAAAGUGUUGAAUAUCCACAAAGUGGUUGAGAUGCGUCAAACUGAACAUGUACAUAACGAAAAGAAAGUUUUGAUGAGACUGAAACAUCCAUUCAUUGUGAAAAUGUAAGUUUUCAAAGAUAGAUACAAAGUUUGAACAAAAAACGGUUCAAAUUACGAAAAGUAACUGAUACUUUUCGGAAAUGUCGCGAAACAUUUCUAAGAGAAAAGCAGAGUUCAAAUAUAUUUUUUACAGGUAUGCUAAUGAGAAAGAUAAAAACUUCUUGUAUAUGAUUAUGGAAUAUGUUCCUGGCGGUGAAUUGUUCUCGUAUCUUCGUGCAUCGAGGCGAGUUUUGAUUCUUUUCCCAUAGAUUAGCGGAACACAUAAAUCAUUUUACGACAUGUCGAUUACCCUUUUUUGUUGUCAUUUUUUCUUAUAUGUUAUUUUUGCAGAUCCUUUUCAAAUUCGAUGGCAAGAUUUUAUGCAUCUGAAAUUGUUUGUGCAUUGGAAUAUAUUCAUUCACUUGGAAUUGUUUAUCGAGAUCUCAAACCAGAAAAUCUGAUGUUAAGCAAAGAAGGUCAUAUCAAGAUGGCUGAUUUUGGAUUUGCCAAAGAGCUUCGUGAUAGGUAAAAUUAUAAAAAAAAAUAGUUUUGAAAUACAAUAAGAAAACAAAAUAAAUCACAACUACACAUCCACAAAACAUCAUAGUACACACUAAUGUGAUGACCAGUUGUAAUGGAUCGGAUAGAUAGAUUUGAGUGGUUUUUUCUCUUUGCGUGGGAAGGAAUUGAAGUAUAAAAUUUUUCAUUUAUUUUUUUCAAACCCAUGUUUUUCACGGAUCAAAUUGAUCAUUGGCCAAUGAAUCCAACUGAUUGAUUCUUUUUUUUAAGAAAAAAAACGUGUCAGAUUUUUAUAUUUUCGAAAGAACCAAACAAUAACAAGGAAUUAGAGAUUUUUCCAGGAAGAUCACACUUUCUGAAAAAUUGUUAUCAGGUAAAUAAAAGUCCAUUGGGAUUUUUGAUGGUUAUUGAUGACAGAUAUUUUAUUCAAAGAGAAAAAACUAUAAAAAGAACUAGAUCUUCUAGGAAAAUCAUAUUGUAUUACAAUUCAGUACGAAUAUUGAUAUCUAAAAUGUACCUAUGAUUUCAAAUAUACUGUAAUUUGUGACUCGCGUUUCCGUGAAUAAUAUUUUCUGAAACAAUCCAAGAUGAAAUACAAAAAAAACGGUGUCUACACAUUAUAUGUGUACUUUAUAACUCGCUAUGUACUAUAUAACUUUCGUAAAACCGACAGACUGAUAAUCGGAUUACUGCUUUUCAAUGAUUUCUAGUUUUUUGUUCAUCUUCCAUAGCACACACAAAUUAAAAUCACGUGAAAUGAACAGGUGUUCAUUUUUCUCUCAAUCUCAGAAAAGAAAAAAGCGAAAUGUUUCAUUUCUCUCGCUUCCGGGAAGAGUUCUGCAAAAUUUCCAGACAAAAAAAAACAAGAUCAAAAUAAAAAAUUUAUUUUAUUUCAGAACUUACACAAUAUGUGGAACUCCGGAUUAUUUGGCACCCGAAUCAUUGGCGCGAACUGGUCAUAACAAGGGCGUCGAUUGGUGGGCAUUGGGCAUUUUGAUCUAUGAAAUGAUGGUUGGCAAACCGCCAUUCCGCGGGAAAACCACCAAAGAAAUAUAUGAGGCAAUUAUUGAUCACAAAUUGAAGUUCCCAAGAAGUUUUAAUCUUGCCGCAAAAGAUCUCGUUAAGAAAUUGUUGGAAGUUGAUCGAACGCAGCGAAUCGGAUGUAUGAAAAAUGGUACUCAAGAUGUCAAAGAUCAUAAAUGGUUUGAAAAAGUUGUUUGGGAUGAUACUCUACAUCUUCGCGUUGAGGUAUGUUUCCAUGGCAAGAAAACCGAAGUCAUAUAAACUAAUUCUCAAAAAUUUCAGCCACCAAUUGUUCCGACUCUCUAUCAUUCUGGAGAUACUGGAAACUUUGACGAUUAUGAGGAAGAAGCUGGAGAUGGUCCGAUUGCUCUUCAAAGAGAGCGUGAUCUUUUUAAUGAAUGGUAA